AUGACCUCCUUUGGCUUGUUCUACUCUCCUACAGCCACAAAUCAAAACGAUUUAUCACUCACCGAUAAGAUUGGAUUCAAAUUGGUCAACGGCCUUCGAGUUCCAACACCUCUUGGCAAUUGUGCGCAGAAUCAGCAGCAUGACACUCAACAACCAGACUUUGCCGGUUAUGUGAGCCUCUUUCACUCUCCCACCGCUGAACUGCUGCGAGGCAGGAUCGUCCCAAAUCACAGACUUGUGAAUGGCUAUCACGUUCCCAAGAAGAUCGGUUGUCGCAACACUACGCCUUUCCCUUUCGAAGAGGAAAAAAAUCUCUUUCAUUCGCCCACUGCGGCCCUGGUCUCUGACAAAGCUUGGCUGGAAGCCUCAGUCAGAUAUAUCGACAAUCUCCGAAUUCCACCUCGCAUUGGUGGCAAUCAACACCAGUCUAUCAAUUGUCGUCAUGACUCUCUCAGAUCAACCAUUUCUGAGCCUCAGUCUCAAUCCCAGAGCUGGCUCUCUUUCAACGAGCCCAUCAUCUAUUCCCCGACAGCUGCUUCCCUGCGAGGUCCAGAAGGUGACUGCCAGCUCCGAACCAACAACGAUCUUCGGAUUCCUCGUUUCAUCAGCCGCCGUCGAAAAACCACCGAUGCCAUCAGCAGCCACAAGGUCGAAAUGAGAGUCGGAAAUGCCAAAACCGAAGCCUCUGGUGUCUUUCAGAAGCACCCUUUCAAAAUCAUGAGCAGACCUAUCGACUUCUGCACACACUAUAGUUACAAAACCGCAAGUGCAGCUCACGUUAUCCACGCUGAUCCAAACAAUGUGGAAGAUGAUGGUGACAGACCAGAGGCUAAACAAGCCCAGCUCUGCAGAUGUGUCGACCUCGCGAUCAGCCAACUCCACGACCCUUUUACCAACGAAGACAGACAUGUCCUUCGACAGAUUCUCAGCUAUCUCGACCAGCGCAGGCAUGAACUGUUUGCGCGCCGCAUUAGUGUUGACUCGAAUGCGCCACAGAUCAAUGUUCCAGCAUCUUGGUUAGAGGUGGCAGACCUCGCCUUUGAGGGGAUUCGCACGGUCGACUACCCAUACCUCCUUCGCGUCAUGCAGGCCAUUGACAUACUCGCUUGCGGCAUCUGGUAUGCUGAUUCAGAGCAGCAAAAGUAUACGCAUGAGGAGAACACUUCUCUUGAGUUCAUUUAA
This is a messenger RNA of Colletotrichum graminicola M1.001, 1182 nucleotides long. RefSeq lists its product as uncharacterized. The transcript has a single exon. Bases 1 to 1182 code for a protein of 393 amino acids. Lineage: Eukaryota; Fungi; Ascomycota; Sordariomycetes; Glomerellales; Glomerellaceae. The record is from RefSeq and is a predicted model, not a curated record.